This is a messenger RNA of Yamadazyma tenuis ATCC 10573, 2643 nucleotides long. The record is from RefSeq and is a predicted model, not a curated record. NCBI's taxonomy places the organism in Eukaryota, Fungi, Ascomycota, Pichiomycetes, Serinales, Debaryomycetaceae.
AAUUUUUCAAAUCUUCAUUUCCACCGCUCGAUGUCUUCACAAGAGAACACCACCAGCAAACCAUCGCCACCCGAAAAGCUCUCGGGGUUCGACUGGUGGCGCCGGAGCAUGCUGUACCGGACCGGAAUGGGCAUGAGUGAUGCAGACAAGCGUCAGUUUGAAAUCGACUACAAUGCUAAACAGCUUCCCCAAAGAUGCGAUGCUUGUGUAUCAGAAAGAGACUGGGUUCUUCAGUACUCUCCAUCGGUGCGGUUCAUGAUGGAUCAUGUGAACAAGCUUGGUGGCAACUUAUCGUCCAAGAAUAUCAAAUGUGAAGUAUGUGACGACUUGAAGGGUGGAGGGUUUCAUCCACAAAUGGGGAUCUUAUUGUGUUCCAAUUGGAUCCGAGACAAAUGGCAGUUGGAAGAUAUUCUCACCCAUGAACUUGUUCACGCGUACGACCACCUUAAGUUCAAGGUUGACUUGACCAACUUAAAACACCACGCAUGCACAGAGAUCCGAGCUUCGAUGUUGAGUGGAGAGUGUCGAAUUUUCAACGAAAUAAAGAAAACAGGCCUCGCCAAUUUCGACAAGAAGUUCCAGGCAUGCAUCAAGAGAAGAGCCACGCUAUCGGUGUCGGCGAAUCCGAACUGUAAAACCAAGCAAGACGCUGAAAAUGCCGUUAAUGCGGUGUGGAUGUCGUGUUUCAACGACACACGGCCUUUUGAAAGAGUGUACCGUUGAUAGUUGCCCAACACCAACAAAUUAUCCCCAUUAGUGUCUCUUUGUACAUAGUAAUUUAUAUUUCAUCAUGUUGGGGUGUUUAUCGCCUGUGCCGAAUAAGCCGCGCCGGCAGGCAUUAAUUAUAAAGACCGAACUCUUCCCUCGUGAUUACAAUUUGUUUGUACUUUAGUGGUUCUAAUGCAACACCGGGAGACAGACCAAAACCUUUCGAUAAUUGUCGGGAGGAACUCCGGCACCAGAGCCUCUCUUGUGGGUUCUGACGAGUAUAAGGAGUUUAGCACCGAAAUAGAGGGUACAGGCACCUCAGAAAUUGAUCAAUCAUUUCCACAGUCAGAGAUCCAGGAUGUGCCUGUAGAGGUUAUCCGGACCAAAAUCAACUCAAUUGAUGCCAAGCACCGCCACACACGGGUCAAGAAGCCCAAGAGAGGUGAAUCGACGUCUGAAUCGACUGCGGAUGGUCCUAAUUACCGGUCGCAGUUUGGUGAUAUUAAGUUCUUGGAAACCUCAACAACCAUUUUUGAUGCUGACUACUUCAAAGACUCCGAGAUGUACGGGAUAUACGUCUUGUUCUGGUUGGCCACGGGGUUCUUGAUGGUGAACAAUAUUGUUCACGCCUGGAUUGACCAGUCUGCCCCCUUUUAUCAGUUACCUGUGGUUCAGGUCUUGAGAAAGGAUCUCUGGAAAGUAGCCUUGGUGGACUGCUUGAUGUACUUGUCCACGUACUUUGCGUACUUUGUUCAGAAAUUGUGCAAGUUGAAAGUUCUCAAUUGGCAAAGGACAGGAUGGUUUAUUCAAGGCACAUAUGAUUUCUUCUUCCUAUUGUUCUGGUCUUUGGUGGCUUCUGAGCAUAUACUUGGAUUCCCAUGGAUCGGAAGAGUAUUUUUGAUGCUUCACUCAUUGGUGUUUCUAAUGAAGAUGCACUCGUAUGGGUUCUACAAUGGCUAUCUCUGGACGAUUUCGGAGGAGUUGGAAUUUUCUGAAAAGUAUAUCAGCAGGUGCACACCGGAUAACCACCUGGUUUCACCUGAAAAAGACUUGGAUGAACAUAAGCAAACGCUUUUGAACAGUAUCAAGUUCUGUAAGUUUGAAUUGGCCUUUCAGGCGUCUGCUAACUAUACUUCCAAUGAUCCAAAUGUGAUUUUAGAUGGCCCCAGUGUGAAAUUUCCUGAUAACAUUACUGUGGAGAACUUUUUUUGGUUUUCGAUGUUCCCAACCGUCGUGUAUACAUUGAACUUCCCUAGAACCAAAAGAAUCAGAUGGAGCUAUGUAGGAGAAAAAGUGUUGGCAGUGUUUGGGAUUUUCUUCUUGAUGAUCAUAAUCGCCCAAAAAGGCUUCUAUCCACUUAUUCUUCAGGCCAGAGCCGCCAAAACGCUCCCUUCGGGGUUAAAGGUGCAACAGUAUUUCCUUGUCCUAAUUGAUAUGAUUCCCUACUUUUUGUUGGAAUAUAUCUUUACAUUUUUCAUUAUUUGGGAGUUCAUUUUGAAUGUGAUUGCAGAACUCAGCUGUUUUGCAGAUAGAGACUUCUAUGGUCCUUGGUGGUCAUGCUCUGACUGGGGGGAGUUUGCAAGAAUCUGGAAUCGUCCCGUGCAUAAAUUCUUAUUGAGACAUGUUUACCACUCUUCUAUCAGCACGAUUCGGUUGAACUCGUUUCAAGCAUCCAUUUUCACGUUUGUUUUAUCCAGUCUUGUUCAUGAGUUGGUAAUGUUCUGCAUUUUUCGAACGUUUAGAGGAUACUUAUUGUUGUUGCAGAUGUCUCAGCUUCCGAUGAUGAUGAUAGCUAAAACGCCGCUAAUGAAAGGAAGGAAAACUUUGGGAAUUGUGGUUUGUUGGGUGGGUUUUAUUUCAGGGCCUAGUAUAAUUUGUACUCUUUACUUGUUCUUUUAGAUAUUUAGUGAAGAUUAUUUUUUGUUGCAGCCAUUU